Molecule: messenger RNA, 1701 nt
Organism: Stegodyphus dumicola
Lineage: Eukaryota; Metazoa; Arthropoda; Arachnida; Araneae; Eresidae
Product: endothelin-converting enzyme 2-like
Biological process (GO): protein processing
Cellular component (GO): plasma membrane
Molecular function (GO): metalloendopeptidase activity
Source: RefSeq, a predicted model, not a curated record
AUGGGUGUCAUCUUUGUCCUUGUAGUUAAAAUUGAUGCUACUUUUAUGAUUGAAUUGAAAUUUAUUGAUAUUCUUAAUGCCUCUGUAAAAAUGAUGUUUACGUUGUUCAGAAGAACUGAAUGGAUGGCUGUAAUUGUAGCUGGAGAAGUAUUGGUAAUGCCAUCUACAGUAGAAGAAAGUCAUACUUUAAGGAAAAUUAAAAGGUUCUAUAAUUUCUGCAUGAAUGCAGAACAACGUGAUCGUCAACAAAAUUAUUCCUUGGCAGUGUGGUUCUCUGACAUCGAACUGUCGGUGAAUAACAUUGCAGGAGCCAUCUUGGGAAUGGAAACCAGCAGCGUUUCAUGGCAGCAACUCGUAUCUAGGUUGGAAGAGUAUCAGAUUCAUACGAUUUUUGAGCCCUCGUUUGAACGUCCGGAUGACUUGCCCAUCGACAAAAUAGUUGUGGAUUGUCCAGUUCCUUUUUUCGAACCAGAAGUGUAUUUGAAUGUUAACGCAAGUGAUUAUUCUUAUCAGUUAACAAUAUACAAAGAAGUAAUGGAUAAAGCCUUAGAGCUUUUGUUCAUCGAUAAAUCUAGAAGGCUCGAAUUUAUGAAGGAUAUUUUAUCGAUUGAAGAAGAUAUCGCAAGUGCUGCUGUGAAACAACUGAUAAGGGAAAUAUGGAGACCUAUGAUCGGAGAAGGCGUGCUUGAUUUGGAUAUUGUCUCGUCUUGCAAAUACGACUUAGAAAGUAUUACCUCGGUCUUAGAAAAUGCUCCUAGAGUAAAAAUCCAUCUGCAUUUCUUGAGUAAACUUCCUCGAUUCGAUUAUGCCUACCCGUCUAAGUGGCAAGAAUGUACGGAUGUCAUACGAAACGAACUUGGCUUAGCGAUCACUAAAGCUCUUAUGGAUGAAGGCUUCAUCAAAGCUGAAGAUAUUACCAAAUUACAGAGCAUGAAAUUAGAUGAUGGAUAUGUUAGCAUUAUAAAUCAAACUGGUGUUCUGAAUAUUGUUUAUCAAGAACUGGAAUUCAAUUAUGAUAGUUACUUUCUGAAUGUGAUUAACUUAAAAAAAUUCAAGACACGUCAUUUCUUUACCAGGCUUUGGUAUGGAAAUCCUGAAAAUCCAAUCAGUGAAAUUGAUGUGCUGCACAGCCCUUUGGGACUCAGUUCCAGCUAUGAUUACAAGAAAAAUACCAUCCGUAUUGAUCUUGGCUUGUUGCGACCUCCUAUUUUCGUCUAUCUAAAGGACAUUCCGAAAUACUUGAAGUAUGGACAAAAUGCAGUUCUGGCUAGAGAAAUGAGCCACGCUUUUGACGCUAAAGGAUGUUUUUAUGACGGAGAUGGUAAUUAUCGACAUCCAAUCUGGUGGCCUACCAUACUGGAAAAAAAAUACAAUGAGCUCAUGGGCUGUAUCCGAAACCAGACCUUAAAAUUUGGCAGAGAAAUCACCAGCACUGAAAUGACGAAUACCAUUAUAGGUGACGUGGGAUCUCUUUUUGUCCCAUUUGAGGGUUUGAAAGCUCACUUGAGAAAUCUUGAAGAACAGGAAAAGCCUCUUCCUGCAGUUUCUCUUAGUAAAAAGCAAACUUUCUACGUGCAAGUGGCUCAAGCUGAAGUGGAGGGUGAGGAGAGAUUAAAAUUGGUGCGUAAUGAACUCGAUGGUGUUAGUCGUAAAGAAGGAUAUCAUGAUAAAGCAAAGAGGGAAACAAAAGUGACAUACUAA